Molecule: messenger RNA, 2115 nt
Organism: Somion occarium
Lineage: Eukaryota; Fungi; Basidiomycota; Agaricomycetes; Polyporales; Cerrenaceae
Source: the annotation of a GenBank genome assembly
CUCAGCCUGAGCCAAGCCUGAGCAACGCCAUGAAUGCGAUCUGAAGAUCCCAGGAUUUGACUUUUCGCAUUCUCACUCGCAGCGAACUUUCCGAUCAAUGGAUUCAAGUUAGAAUGGUGAUGUGGUCGUUCUUGACAGUGCGACGGUCGAGCUUGAUACUUUUUCUGCUGUGCAAUCGCCAGUGAUGCUGUAUCAUUGGGAGUGCUGACCGCAAUUACUGAAACACUGAAUAUGCUUUGGCAGAAUGCUGUCUAUUUGACGGUCACACCAUAGAUUUAACCUGAUUUCAUGGUUCUCUAUAGUGCGCGGCUAUUUAGCGGGCAGUUUUCUCAUGCACAUCGGUUAUAAUCCAGAGGAGUGGCAUUAUCCCUGCGCUUUCUGCUGCGUAGUUAUGGGUACCCCUUACAACUUCACCAUUUCAGACACCAGUUCUAUUCUGAGCUUCACACCCUAUGGCGAUGGCAAUCUAACCAGUGGCUGGCAACAGUAUUUCUCUGCAUCUGGCGAUGGUCUUCAUCCAGCAUGUGGGGAUGCUGGUAUCGGAGAAUCAAAACACUAUACGGCAUAUAAUGGCGCGAGCAUGGCGCUCGACUUUGUGGGAACGGCUGUCUAUGUGUACGGCAGUUCUAACAACACAUAUCAGGUCAGCUUGGAUAGUGACCCAACGACCCACGUUCCCCCAUCUUCCGAUCUACUGUUUUUCCAAGAGAACCUUCCACGUGUCAAACAUUCUCUCAAUCUGACCGUGUUAGCCUCGGAGGGUCGGCAAUUACAUUUUGAUGGAGCAAUGAUUACAGACGCUCCGCCGAAGGGAACAGGCGCUCCAAGCCCAACGGUUAUUGACAAUAGCAAUACCACGGUGCUUAGCUACGCCGGGAGUUGGCAGAAUACCACCGACAGAAAUGUGCCAACAAGAGACAACCCACAACCAUUUCAUUACACCUUGUCGUCCGGAUCAUCUGUUUCCAUAAACUUCACCGAAUGUAUGGCCAUCUCUCUAAACGGCUCCAGAAAUUGCGGUCAUGGAAGGUACUCUGUGAAACUGAGUGACUUCAAUGACGGUUACGAAUACAACUAUGAGUAUAACGCCAGCACGUUUUGGGUCAUAGGUGAUACUUUGAAGUUCUACCAAGCUGGUCUGGACCCAAUGAGGCAGUACCAGUUGCAGAUCACAAAUCUGGACGAUCUCAAAUUUACUUUGAAUUAUGUCACACUAUAUCAACUUGGCAAUGAUACUGCUGCCAGUGUACCUACGAGCACUCAUAUGCGUUCUAAAGGCAGUUUAUGUAUCGGUAUCAUCGUUGGUCCCGUAGUCGCAGUUGCUGUGAUCAUUCUGCUCUCCGUUUUUCUGUGGCUGAGGCGACGAAAAUGUCGGUCUCGCCAUCGGAUAUCUCUGGGCGGCGUUGUGCCAUUUCCAACAACUCAAGUGCCCGGCGAUGGAAUGAGACAACCCUCCGGAUUCGCCGGCAUGACAGCUUCAGGAAGACAAGCUCACCAAAAGCAUUUUAUCGAUGCGAACGCGAUAGGCGAAGAUCGCCACGCACCAGAAGAUCCCCAGCCCGAUGAACCCAGGCCUUCUCGUGAGGAGGACCUGACCCCACCAACCCGUUCAAAUCUGGCUGAUUGCCCUUUACCAUCAAUGUCUUCACCACCGGUGGACGUGAACCGGAUCAUAGAGCUCAUCGCGCAACGUAUCGACCGACCGCCGGACUCACACCCACUGCCUCCUCCUACUCUUUCCGUUCCUCCACCACGGUAUCCAAAGUGGUGAACGAUGACCAUAUAGAAGAUCACUUUGAUAGUGGCUAUUAUACCUUGCUCUGUCCAUGGCGGGCAAAUAUCUACGAUCAUCAUCCGAAUUAAAUUCGACUAGUGGAAGCGUCACUUCGUUGCAAUCCUGGCGGCGGGAGAACAAAGUCUUCUUCGUAUCGCACCGACCAGUCCUCUACUGAUCACUGGAGCCAACCGUGCUUAUGCACACGUGCAAGAGCUUUGUGCACCACUGAGCUGUGCUUACUUCAGAGGACUUCAGAGGACCUGUCAUCGCUCAGCUUGCUUAUUGAGAUGUCUUUAUGACAUCUUUUCGUCCCUAAUGAAGUUCAGAAUAGGUGCAUC